Molecule: messenger RNA, 1674 nt
Organism: Epithele typhae
Lineage: Eukaryota; Fungi; Basidiomycota; Agaricomycetes; Polyporales; Epitheliaceae
Product: WD40 repeat-like protein
Exons: 7
Coding region: 1-1674 (557 amino acids)
Molecular function (GO): protein binding
Source: RefSeq, a predicted model, not a curated record
AUGGCGUAUAAGAUUCUCGCCUCUCUGCCCCGGUCAAGUCUGGCGGUGCUUCAAUCGCGGAUUGCCCCUCUCCUUAAGCUAGACAUUGUCGGGCUCCUGCCCACAGAGAUAGCCCUCUGUGUCUUCGCCUACCUUCCCUACCAGUCGCUCCUGACGUGCGCACUCGUCUGUCGACGCUGGCACGCUCUUGCGGGCGACCAGUCGUUGUGGAAAAGCCUCUGUCUGGAACGGCAAUGGGAGUGGCGCUCAGCUCCGGAUGCUUUCAAGCUUGAGCGCGACCGAUGUUCCGAAUCGCGCGGAGUGGAAUUCGAAUCAGACUCAGAUGACGAGGGCAUGGGUGAUGAAGAAGACGACGACGAGAUCGUACCGGCAGACGACUCUGGCAUCGUGUCUAUGGACAUCGACCCACCCCCAUCCCCACUCGCGGCGGCAUCUACCACCAACCCUACCCGCCUCUCCGUGCCUACACACAUUCUCACCUCCACCCCCGGUGCCGGGCCGUCUUCACCAGUACGUCCUGUACGUCCGCGCACACGCCAUUCUGCCCCUACGGUAAUGCAAUCACUCGCGAACGGAAGGCACGCGCACCUCAAAGCCGACUACAAACUCCUUCACCAGACCCACAUUCGCCUCAGAAAACGCUUUACUAUGGGCUCCUACACCCUUUCGAACCUGCAAACACGCGGAGCGCCGAACUCGCAUUCGAACACGAUCUACUGCCUCCAGCUGUACACGUACCCUGAGACCGGGAACCAAGUACUCUUUACGGGCUCCAAGGACCGUACUAUCCGCGAAUGGGACCUGGCCACGGGUGCAGUCGUGCGAGUUCUCGAGGGCGUCCACGAGAGCAGUGUAUUGAGCAUCUGUGUGCACCGCGGCCUCCUCGCGAGCGCAAGCAGCGAUCGGAGCGUCGUUGUAUGGGACCUGAUGAAGAACGCGCCGACCAGGAUCAUCCGGGACCACGUGGACAGCGUCCUGUGCGUCCGUUUCGACGACAAGCGACUCGUGUCUUGUUCCAAGGACCGAACUGUUCGGACAUACCUCUUCCCCGACCUCCGUCCGCAACACGUCUUGAACGCGCACCGGGCUGCGGUUAAUGCCGUGUCGAUUUCCCACAAUCAUAUAAUCUCAGUCUCGGGGGACCGAUCCCUACGGCUAUGGGAUGCUGACACCGGUGCACUUCUCCGCACAUUUGAGAACCACCAUCGUCGGGGUAUCGCCUCCAUCGACUUCAAGUAUCCAUUCGUGCUGUCCGGCUCCUCCGAUAAACACAUUCGCCUCCUCGAUGUCUCUACCCUGCAGGGCUGGUCGACGUCUCCAUCUGGCGAGAAACCUCCGUCGGUGACACCCGCCGCUACGUGUGACGCGUGCGGCGCGAGCUCGUCAACAAUCGACGGCACGCCACAGACGCCUCUUCGAAGGCGUGCGCACGAGGACCUUGUUCGGAGCGUGGCGCUCAGCGACGACCUCGUCGUGAGUGGCAGUUACGAUUUCACGGUUAAGGUCUGGGACCGUAAGACGGGUGCGCUCAUUGCCGACCUCGCUGGUGGACAUACCGGAAGAAUUUUCUGCGUAGGCUUUGAUAGCGCCAAGAUUGUUUCUUGUGGUGAGGACCAGCGGAUAUGUAUUUGGGACUUCUCCCACGGGAUCGACACCACAUUCAUCAAGCUCUAG